AGCGUGAUGCAUUGUGAGGAAUAUAUGAAGAAGUAGUCCGAGGUUUAUUUGUUUUUCAGUCGGCAGCGGAUGCAUUGAGUCGGGGGAGGGGGUGAGCUGUUCAAGAUGGCGGCGCCCUGUGGAAUGCGGGGUCUCUGAGAGUGCUGCCCUGCUAGUCAGCAGUUUGGUGUUGAAAAGGGUGAAACUGGGGAGGCGAUACAGCGUCAAGUGUACACAGCAUGACACAGCCGGUGAAUAUUAGUGACCUGGUUCAGCUGCUAGAAUCCACAAACCUUCAAAUCUUUGAGGACGUGAAAGGACUUAUUGUGGACCACCUUCGGUCAGAUCGUGGCUCCUUGCUGCUGAACCCAUUAGUGGAUCAUUACUUGGAAAAUAAUUCUCUGGCAGCUGUGCAGAUCCUUUCAGCUGUACAGGAGCCUCAUGAUAAGCAUCUUUUGGAUCGACUAAACGAGUGUAUGGGAAAGGCAGCGACCCGUCUACCUGCUGUGACCUUAUUGGGUCACGUCAUCCGACGUGAGCCCACUUGGAUUCAUAAACUCUUCCGUGCUCCUGUGCUGGUUUCACUUCUCAAGUGUCUGAAGAUGGAGACGGACAUUGUAUUCCUUACUACUGGAGUUCUUGUAUUAAUCAUCCUCCUGCCAAUGAUUCCUCAAGCUGGGAAACAGUAUCUUCUUGAUUUCUUUGAAAUCUUUGGCCGCUUGGCUGCCUGGAAUCUGAGAAACCCAGGUCAAAUAUCAGAAGUGUAUCUGAUCCAUCUACAUGCUAGUGUUUAUGCAUUGUUUCACCGUCUCUAUGGGAUGUACCCUUGUAACUUUGUGUCCUACCUCCGCUCCCACUACAGUAUGAAGGAAAACAUAGAGAUUUUUGAAGAGGUGGUAAAGCCGAUGCUGGAACAUGUGCGAAUCCACCCUGAGUUAGUGACUGGAACCAAGGAUUAUGAACUGGAUCCAAUUAAAUGGAAGAGAUUUGAAACUCAUGACAUUGUUAUUGAGUGUGCCAAAGUUUCCCUGGACCCAAAAGAGGCAUCCUGUGAGGAAGGUUACACAGUCUUGCCUCAACAUUUCUCUACACAUAGCCAACACAGGCACACUGACCACAGCUCCAGCCCAUUCUCAGAUUCUCAGUGCAGUUUUGGCAGUGUUUCUUCAACUUGCACUCCCAGAGUCCCAAUCUCCAGUCACCCAGGAUCUCAGUCUAUGUACAAAACACCAACUUCACAACACCAGCCUGCAGAAGCGCUGCAGGAUGUGCUCUGGAGCCCGUCUUUGGCAUGUGGGCUGUCUACACCCCCUUCCUCCAGAGGACUUUCUCCAACAAGCCUUCAUGAAACAUCUCAGAGUGCCUCCUGUCUAUAUGCUAAAGGCCACAGUACACCUGUAGGUGGAAAAGGGCAAUCUACUGACGCAUCAGCCUCAUCCCCUUCCGUGCCAUGUCCUGCAGAUGGGUCUGAACAAAGCAGCAAGUUGGCAACACCCGUUCCAUCAAGAAAGGAUGGUAAACAUGAAAAUGUAAAGCCAUUAAAAAGACAGCAGCAUGUGACAAGUGAUAAGGGAGCAGCUGACAGUCCAAGUUUGGAAAGUGAGAUUGCCAAAACAGUAUCUUUGAAAGAGCUAUCAGAGGUUAUAGAAGAAUUACAAGAGGGUGAAACAGAAAAGGAAAAUGAAGAAGCUGCUAUUGCCGAUGAGCUUACUGAAAUUACAUCUUUGGAUCUACAGUCCCUGGUUAUUCGGGGGGGAUUUGACUCUCCUUUUCAACACACAACUGAAAUGCUUACUGGCCCUCAGACAAAACGUGAACAAGAAUCGUCCUGUUCUGCCACCGAGCAAGGAUUGCACACUGAGCCCCACCAAGUGCCAUCAACAAUAAGUAAAACACCAGAGCCUCGCAGGCAAGAGCAGUGCUCUGUCAAAAAAGGGUUUACGCCCAUUGAGAAGCCAUGUGAGAACUAUCCUGCUAACAUUAAGGAGGAGGUGGACAAAGCUGUAUCAACACCUGUUACACCCAGUACCUUGUUUAAGGUCCAAGCAUUGAGACAUUCUCCCCUUAGUACUGGGCACCCACUCCCUUAUGAACACCUUUUUGAAUUGGCAUUGCCCAAAGCAGCAAUUCUUUUCAUCAAACAAAAAAACACCGAGCUGGAAAAGCUGGCGGGCAAGCAAUUGGAGGAUCCAUCUUCAUUGAUCUCACCUCUUGAUGUGUUGGAUAAGCUGAUUCAGCAAGGAGGAGAUGCACACUUGAAGGAGCUUAGCAGAGUUUACCCUGUGCAUCCUGAUCCCCACAAUCAAAAAAAAAUGGUCAGAUUGCCAUUGCCCAGCAAAUCUGCAGACUGGACUCACUUUGGAGGUUCUGCCCCCAUGGAUGAGCUACACACUCUUAGGAACCAACUUGUUCUACUGCACAACCAGCUGCUUUAUGAGCGCUAUAAACGAGAACAACAUGCCGUUCGGAACAGGCGUUUGCUGCGCAAAAUUCUCAAGGCAACUGCAUUGGAGGAACAAAACUUGGCUAUGAAGGACCAGCUGAAACUCCAAGAAUUGGAUAUCGGAUCUCUCAAGCACAGUUUAGUUGUUGAGCAGGAUAAGUAUCAGCAGCUGAAAAAAGAGAAAGAUUCUAUCACCGGACAUCUCAACAGCCAGAUUGCAGAGCUCCAAAAGGGUCAUGAUGAUUAUCGUGCCAGCUGCCAGGAGCUACAGAAUAAGCUACAAGAUUGUCAGAAGACAAUAGGAGAACUGAAGUUGGAGCUACAGAAGGCCAAUAACAAAGCAUGUAAUACAGAAUAUCUGCUGAACCAGAUGACUGAAAAGUUCACCAGUACCCAGUCUGUGCAGCAGCAAAUGGAAUGGUUGAAUAAACAGCUUCUGCUUCUGAGCGAAGUGAAUGAACUGCACAUGGAGAAGUUGCUACACUCACAGAUGGGCCCCGCUAAGGCAGCAGAGGCAGAGAUGGUUCAGGCAACUUUAAUUCGAGAGAAGGAGAAAAUGAGAAACCGUAUCCAGCAGUACAUACAGCGGAUGGAGGCAUCGCAGCGGCGUAUAAUGGAACUUGAGAGCCAACUCAAUAAGAAAGAGCAUCUCCUAGUCGAACAAAAAAAAUACCUGGAGAACGUGAAAAAUAUGGCUAGUGGAGAGCUGCAAGCAGCAGAAAGCCGAUACGAAGCUCAAAAACGGAUAAUACAAACUCUACAGACUGAAAUAUUGGAACUUUACAGCAAGUUGGAGCGGACAGAACCUCCAAAGAAGAUAUCUGCAGCAGAAAGUAGUGUUCAGUCUGCAGAGGAAAAGUCUGAAAACAUUAUUUCUGAAUCAGUUGAUAAGACCAUGGAUGCGGAGAACAAAGGCGAACAAGCCAAGCCACCAGGGGCCCCCAGCACAUCGUCUGAUCAAUAUCCCGAAAGCAAAGCAGAGCCACCUCCAAUGAUGACUGAGAUGAUGGACCAAAGCCAGCGUGCCCCAAGUAUGAUCUUUCUGGAGCAGCCCACAACACCUGUCACGGUUGGCUCCUAUCCCAGUUCCAAGAGUUUCCUUGGGAUGCGUGCCCGUGAGCUGUUCAGGAACAAGAGUGAAAGCCAAUGUGACAAUGAGCGGCCGAAGAUGGAUAGCCUUUUGGACUCCCUCAAAACUGACUGUGACAUAGAGCUGGGCAGUUCUUUGGGCCCCUUGAAACUGCAGGUGCCUGUUCAAGUUUCCAGUUCUGAAAGUGUCAGGCAGCUCAGCAUAAUGGACUAUGACGAAGCACAUCAUGACCAGAAUUAAUUGUUUGGGGGUAGGGGUGGGAGAAAAUAGGUGGAAUGGAAAGAAACUUAGUCAGUAUUAUUCUGAGCAGUUAGUGCCUGCUUUGCUUUGUAAGCAUGUCAUAAGUUUAAAACAAGGUACAAUCCAGUAAAGGGCACAUGUUCUCCCUUCAAUGGAAUGUUUAUAUAUUUAAGAGGAAAAAGGCAUCAAAUUCCUGUGUAACUGUGAACAAAUGUUGUCUUUAAUGUUUUGCACUACAUUAUGUUGUACAUAUGUCUGUAUACGAUGGCCACCCAGUUAUGAUGGAACAUCUGAUUGGAAUCUUUUAUACUCCCUCCCUUUCAAAUGCUUGCUGCUGACCCAAUCGGACUGCUCCUCUUCAGUUGGGAUGGAAAGUGUGACCUUAAACAUCCAUCGUACAAGCAGACUAACCAUCUUGCGGUGUUCAAAGGAAAGGCUGGACCAACUCCCCGCAGGACCUAUCAGACUGUGUACUUUAAAUAAUGAAAUAUUGCUGUGAUUUUAUUUUUAACCGCCCCCUCCACCAUUUAUUCUAGUGCUGCAGUUGCUGUUUCCCAUACUGCAAUGAUUUAGAAUCUUGAAAUUGCUCACCACUUGAAAUCAAGCCAGAGGCUGGGAACAGAACUGCUUGUUGUGAAUCUAAGCUAGAGACCUUGACUCGCCAUUUGAAGUGUAGUUGGUUUUGUUCACGGUAUCUUGCCAGAUUCAUGUCUCUUUGGAGGUGGGGGCAAAGGUUUGGUUUGACUGCUCAGAGACAGUAUUUUUUGGGAUUCACAGUCGAGUUGACAAUAUUGCGCAGUGAUUUAAUAAAGGGCUACCCUCCAUACUUGCAAUUCUGCUGCAGUAAGUUUAUCUCCUGACUCAUGGUUACUUCAUGUUGACAGAAAUAUCACUAUCUUCUCUGCAAAUAUAAGCCUUAAUGCAGCAUCAACUGCAGAAACUAUUGUUAAAUAAAAUCAUAUUGAAAAUAAAGGAAGCCUGUAAAACGUAAUGUAUAAGCUAUGGCUGUCCUAAAGAAACAAUAAAUCAAAGUUAUAAUGGAAAGCACAAGAUGCAGAAUCAGGGAAAGCCCUUCAACUUUUAUUUGUAUCUUCUGAUCUACAGAUACACUUUAACUGAUCCUUGAUCUUGUUUCUCUUUCUACAGAGGGAAAAUUGUUUUUAUUCAACAAUUGUGCAGCUCAAGUAAUUCCAAUGCUUUUAUUCUCUGUAAUGAAAUUUAUCAGUUCAUCUAAGUGGUCUGUUAUAACAAAUCACACUCAAUCUUAGAUUCCUGGUGAACCAAUACAUUCAAUUGUGUAUUUUCACUUCUAAAUAUUGAGUACAAGCCAGUGGCCUCAAGAUAGCUUUUGAUUGUGAUAUCAGACAGCAUAAAGUUAUUAGACUAUCUCAGAAGAAUUUGUAUCCUUCAGAAAUGAAUGCUAGUGGUUCAGCAGGAAACAUUGAAUGGGCACUUUUUGCACCAAAGACUUGCCCAAACAUGUCUUGCUCAACUAGUCCAGUCUACUUGCAAUAAGGUAUUACCUAAUUACUUGUUUCACCUACAAUGAUUACUGUUCUCGUUAUGAAUCAGCACCAAAACAAUAAG
This is a messenger RNA of Mobula hypostoma (lesser devil ray), 5339 nucleotides long. It is a transcript of the gene tsc1b, whose product is annotated as TSC complex subunit 1b. The record is from RefSeq and is a predicted model, not a curated record. Gene Ontology annotation, cellular component: TSC1-TSC2 complex. Lineage: Eukaryota; Metazoa; Chordata; Chondrichthyes; Myliobatiformes; Myliobatidae. The transcript has 23 exons. The coding region runs from base 219 to 3752 and encodes 1177 amino acids. Gene Ontology annotation, biological process: negative regulation of cell population proliferation; negative regulation of TOR signaling; regulation of cell cycle.